CGCAGAUCAAGUGACAAAGACGGCGCCUUAACAAUUUCACGGUAUACAUCAACGAAACAAGAGACAUGCAUGGGUCUGUGAUGAAGUUGUGGAGGAGAACGCUUCUCCUUGCUUUCCUGCUUGCAAACUGUACAUCGAAGCAAGAAAGGUCGUCACAAACACAAGGACAAAAGCUCCGCUGUUACAAAUGUUAUUCACCAGAAUCAUGGAGUAACUGCCGAGAAAAUCUAACAGCAGUUGAGUGCACUCGCCAAGGAGACAUUUGUUAUAAGAUUAAGCGAACAAGGUGGGUUAGAUCCGAAACAGAAAAACUGGAAGUGAGUUACGCCAUGGGUUGCAAUGUUCCUGAAACAUGUUCAGGCGAGGAAUGCAAAGAACAAGAAUGGCACUGUGACCUCUCUUGUUGUAACACAGACUUCUGUAACGGAACUGUCCGAAUGCCAGGAACCUUGUUUUUUAUCAUCGCAUCCUUGCGUUUCUCAUUCGAAUUCAUAAUUUAUUUUUAGAUUGACAAUUUAAAAUUCAGUGUCUUGGGUAAACUGGUUUAAAACGGGUAUUAGAGCGUAUUUCGAUUGAAUAUCAUCAUAAGUCAUGAAAAUAUCAAAGAGAGCCGAUAAGAACUCAAGGCGAAACAGUCAAACCCUCCAAAGUGUUGGAAAAUGUGACUCCUGAUUUUUUUUACAUCUGAUUUGUGGUGGGAAGGGGUGCGCCAGUUUUCUGAACCGAUUUCUGAACGUAUGGUGCAAACACAAAGCAAUCACGGAUUGGUUUCAACCCUUGUUUCAAAAUUAAAGCGUUCAACCGUGAGACGCGAAAUACAAACUAAUCACGACUUGAUCAUGAACGCAUUCCGUGCUUAUCACGUGCUUAGUCACGUGCUUAGUCACGUCAUGUGUACUUUCCUUGAGGUUUUUUAAUUGCUUUACGCUUUUGUUAACCUACAACCGUUAUAGCGGAGCUCGCGGAGCGUAGCCCCAUUAUUAUACAAAAAAGUAGUAACCCAUCAAACCGAAAAAAUUAAGAUGUACGACUGUACGACCGUACGACCGACCGUACAAGGCGCUACUUUUUGCAUGCGCAGCCAACUGUACCACGGGCACUAUCUUAUAAUCAGUCCUCUACGCGGACACGGAGAAGUUGCGAAUGAAAAUACAUUAAUAUUACCCCGCACUUUAUCCAUAGUAGGGGCUUUAGUUUUGUUGAAGAGACGUGCGGGAAAAAAAGAUGCGAGCUCCGCUUAUAGGCUUGCCUAAAUCUAUAUAUUACCAUGUAAAUAAACAACUAUCAAAAAAUAGUUAGCCAUUCUUUUCAAAAGUUGGGAUUUUACUCGUGGCUAAGACUUCGAUCAAGAUUGGCUUUUUAGGCCCCAGAGGGGAUGGGACAGAGCGUUUAGUGCCGAUGGCAACCCUUCCAAGAAAAGAUUGUUUUCCUGCGAGCAAUCAGUGGACAGACUCCGGUGAAAAAGGCCGAGGAGGAACUGGAUUCGAGUGAAGCGAGCAGCGGGGAGUGGGGAGGGGUGUGGAGAAAAAAAGCAACGAAAGCAAAACCAUUUACGCCAAUUUCUCUGUUCAUUAAUGGGAAAGACUAAACUAUAAAUAUUAUGAAAAACGACUGAAAGCUGAUCUCGUGGAAAAUGACCGGCAAAGUUUAGAUUAACAUUACUCAAAGGCAUUGAGAACAAUCAAUCCUUAAUAAACCCAUUUUAGCAUGCAUUCGCUUGAUAACAAACAUGUUAGGUUUGUUUGAGCGAGUUUUUUUUUAGAGACGACAGUCAAUACUAAUGCAUGUCAUGUUAGGGAAGAUGCAAGAGAUUUUUCUCAUGGGUAAAAAGAAUGAAGGAAAUGAUAAAGAUAAUUUUAAGAUAACAGAACCCAGUUUGUAUUGGCUGAUAAAGAUGUACAAAUUCAUAACGACUACUAUCGCAUUUCUUAUCAGCCUGAAGUUUUUUAAUAGAAGAUGAUUCUGUACAUUAUCAUAAAUUUGCAAAAACAAUUUUUUUCGGAAAACAAGCACGCAAACCACUCGUUCCCUAAUGAGAAAUGCCAGUUUAUUAAAACAUAGAAAUUCACAUCUAUUAUAUU
Messenger RNA from Pocillopora verrucosa, 2081 nucleotides. The record is from RefSeq and is a predicted model, not a curated record. NCBI's taxonomy places the organism in Eukaryota, Metazoa, Cnidaria, Anthozoa, Scleractinia, Pocilloporidae.